AACCAGAGGUUCCCAGACCGUCUAGAAAGCCAUAUCUUGCAAGAUAAUACAACAAAAAUAAUAAAAUAAACGUCUUGGUUGGAGUCUUUUUGUGAAUCCACAGUCACAUUUUCUUUUCUGAUAUACAUGGUGAAAGCAAUGAAAGAGAGAUACAAGGCCGUUACUUUCCAACUUCGAGAGUGCACCAAAGCAGUCUCCGUCGAUUAAUAUCCAAUUUGGGCGGCACCUAUUGUUGUUUUCAUUUGGAGUGAAAUUAUAUUAUAUUUUCUCUGAAUACAAAGCAAAGUUUAACGGGUAAUCUUUGGAUCCAGGUUCUAUACAUAAAUUAUGAUAGUAAAAUAUCCAUGCCAAAGAAGAUGAAAGGUGACACGGUGUGUGUAACAGGUGCUUCAGGAUUUAUAGCCUCAUGGCUUGUUAUGAGGCUUAUCGAACGAGGCUACUUUAUCAGAGCAACAGUUCGCAAUCCUGGGAACAUUGACAAGGUAAAGCAUCUAUUUAAUUUGCCAAAUGCUAGCACUCACCUCAGCCUCUGGAAAGCAGAUCUGGUUGACGAAGGAAGUUUUGAUGAAGUAAUUCAAGGCUGCACUGGAGUCUUCCACGUGGCUACUCCUGCGGACUUGUUGUCGUCUGACGAUCAUGAGAAUGGAAUUAUAAAGCCAACUAUAAAUGGAGUUUUAAACAUUAUGAGAUCUUGCGUAAAGGGGAAGACUGUCAGGCGGUUCAUUUACACAUCUUCCACAUCAACCAUUACUAUCCAAUCAGAAUCUCCUCUGAAACAGUAUGAUGAGAGCUGUUGGACUGAUGCUGAUUUUUGCUAUGCUCAAAAGAUGCCUAUAUGGUCUUAUUAUGUUGCAAAAACGAAGGCUGAGAGAGCAGCAUGGGAAUUCACCAAAGAAAAUGGUUUAAAUCUCAUAACAGUUCAUCCAUCUGCAGUAAUUGGUCCAUUUCUUACCUCUUCAUUGCCCCCUCAGCGUAGAAUUUGCAAUUCAUAUACCACGGGAAAUAAAGCUCUUUACAAAUUAAUGACUAUGGGACAUGCAGUGCAUUUAGAAGAUGUAUGCGAUGCUCGUAUAUUCCUGUUUGAACAUCCAGAAGCUCAUGGACGAUACAUUUGCUCUAACCAUGACUUUAUCAUCUUUGAUCUCGUAAAAUCACUUGGCCAGAAGUAUCCAGAGUGCAAUAUUCCUACCGAAUUUGAGGGAGUUGAGGAAUCUCUGAAAGUUGUUCCUUGUUCUUCGAAGAAAUCGAUGGAUUUAGGAUUCAAAUUCAGAUAUGAUUCCGCUGAAUAUAAUAUGGGGGAUUUAUGCGCAGAAGUUGUUGAAUUCUGCAGACGGAAGGGUGUUUUGCCAUAGGAAUAGUGAAAAUAAGCUCAUAUUGCAGACAGCAAAGAUUAGAAUUUAGAAGAAAACAAAGACAAGAGUGACUAUUUCUUCAGAUUUUAUCAUCACUUUCUAUUUUCAUUUGUUAAUUUAUUUGUAACUAAUAGAGUUUUGAACUUCGAUUA
Messenger RNA from Jatropha curcas, 1504 nucleotides. The record is from RefSeq and is a predicted model, not a curated record. Lineage: Eukaryota; Viridiplantae; Streptophyta; Magnoliopsida; Malpighiales; Euphorbiaceae.